Messenger RNA from Haliotis rubra (blacklip abalone), 2612 nucleotides. RefSeq names its product mucin-5AC-like. Bases 1 to 2469 code for a protein of 822 amino acids. Lineage: Eukaryota; Metazoa; Mollusca; Gastropoda; Lepetellida; Haliotidae. The record is from RefSeq and is a predicted model, not a curated record. The transcript is spliced from 12 exons.
AUGGCCUUGUACCUUGUGAAUCAGGAAGUUCAGGUGAAGCAAAGGUUCACGAGUGCUUCUCCCCGAUAUAACAUCAAGCUUGUUGGCGUUGUCAUUGAGGAUGCACGUGAGAGUGAAUGGUUGACACGUGUCCGGGAGAUCCAGGGGAACGACACGAGACUGGACGGUCAGCUGAUGUUGGACGCAAUCUGGAACUGGACAAGAAACGCAACCGACUUUCCGCAGAACGACGUCAUCGUUGCCUACGAAUCGUUGUCCCUCUACUCGUCUCAAGAGAACAAUUUUCCACCAGAUUUUUCCUACAACUCAACCAUAUGUAGGGAGGAUGCCAAACAUGUCAUCCUCAUCACCGUCACCGACGUCUUUGCCCUCGACAUGCUUCUAGGAGCUGAGGACGAUGGGCCACCCAACAACUGUUCGAGUGAGGAUCACUACAUCAUGGCCCGUGAUUACACCAAGUUCCACCAGCUCGGCACUAACAACCCAUACUACUUCUCCAAUUGUUCUCUCCAGUCUAUGGACCAAUACAUAGACACUUUGAUAGGAACUUCUGUGUGGUCUCGAUCCUGUUUCCUGGAGACAUUGCCAGAUAUUGACGCUCCCAACGUCACAGACGUCAUGCCAGGGGAGGUGUACGACCCAGACGAACAAUGCCGUCUCCUCUACGGCGUACAAUCAUACUACUGCUUUAAUGACGCUGGUUUAUCUCACCGUGACAUAUGCAAGCGCAUGCCGUGCUACGGUCCCUCCCAAGGCCAGUGUUUCUAUUCCUACGCAGCGGAAGGGACGACCUGCGGAAACAAAAAGUGCAAUACAAAAUUUGCAAAGGAAACUCAGAAGAAAACACAGGACCACUACUGGCCAACAAGGAUAAGUUGGACCGGCGCAGAGAACACGUUUUCUAGAAAUGAGUGUAUCCAUGGCGACCAGACUGGCGUCAACUGCGCUGUAGUUCCAAACCUACCCUACUAUUGCUAUUACUCCAAUGUUGAAUUGUGGUGUUGCCAGUCAUGUAAGGACAUCAAAGGUUCCGAUGAAGGUUGUCAGUUUGGUGAUGACGAGUAUGCUGAGCCCAGUUGUCAGUACAGCUCCUGCAACACCACCAGCGACUCCAACUUUGUCGACAACUGUUGUAAUACAUGCAGAGAUUUUCGACCCACGACGGCGGUGACAAUGACAACAGAACUGACCACAACGUCAUCGGAACCUACGACAACCAUUGAAACAACAUCAGCAGUCUCAACCAUGACGACUACAUCGGCACCAGCUGCUUCAACAAUAAUGACAACGACGCUAGCAGCUACAACCUUGAUGACGACACCAGCAGCUACAACAAAGACGACUACGACACCUGCAGCAACAACCAUAACUACAUCAACUCCAGCAGCUGCCACCAUGAUGACAAACACACAAGCAGCUACAACCAGGAUGACGACGCCUGCAGUUACAACCAGGAUGACCGCACCAACUACGACAGCUACAACCAUUGCGACUACGACAUCAGCAGCUGCACGUAUGACUACAUCAACUGCAGCACGUACAACCACGAUGACUACACCAGCAGAUACAACCGUAACGACUAAGAACCCAGCAUCUACAAGCAUUAUGACCACUACAACAACGGAGACUACAACCAUGAUGACUACAACGACAUCAAUUGCUACAACCAUGACGACUACACCAGCAGCUACAACCAUGAUGACUACGACACCUGCAGGUACAGCCAUGACAACUACACCUGCAGGUACAACCAUGAUGACUACAACAUCUGCAGCUACAACCAUGACGUCAACACCUGCAGCUACAACCAUGACGACUACACCUGCAGCUACAACCACGAUGACUACAACGGCACAUGCAGCUACAACCAUUACUACAUCAACGCCAUCAUCUGCAACCAUUACAACGACACAGACAACUACAACCAGCAUGACCACGCCUGCAGCUACAACCACAACGACUACAACAACACCAACAGCUACAACCACUAUGACCACACAAACUACUGCAUCUACAACCAUAAAGACUACAACGACACAAACAGCUACAAACGAGAUGACAACAACUGCAGCUACAACCACGAUGAGUACAACGACACAAGCAGCUACAACCACAACUACAUCGUCGCCAGAUCCAGAGUACGACCGAAGUACAAUCGUCGACGAUAUAACAACAUCCCUAAUGACAGAAACAUCCUCUCUCCUGCCUCCAUCGGCCACGACCAAAGAUAACCAGGAAAAAUCGUUCGGCACAUCCUCGCCUAGUCCCGAGAAGACAACUCUUGAAAAGACUUUCUCCAAUCUUCCUUCAACCUCAGACGAGAUGAAGAUGGCGAUUGGGCUUGGUGUCGGCCUGGGCGUGGUUGGACUUAUAGUAGUGGGUGUGGCUGUGUAUCGGCUCUGUCUGGUUGGACGGGCUAACUCUGCGGCCAUUUCAACUCCGGAAUGGACAUCACUAUCGCGUAUUUAAUACAACAUGUUUACGUUAGGACAAGGUCUCAAGACUCCAGAGCUAAGAGCCGAUUGGCAAAAGCUCAAAGAAUUGUCCAGCGAAAAAUAUUUUGCAAAUGUGUUUGACCUAUCGCUUGUCGCUGAACUAUUGCAUUUGACGGU